This is a messenger RNA of Parasteatoda tepidariorum (common house spider), 1782 nucleotides long. The record is from RefSeq and is a predicted model, not a curated record. NCBI's taxonomy places the organism in Eukaryota, Metazoa, Arthropoda, Arachnida, Araneae, Theridiidae.
AUGAGUAAAAGAAAAAUAGCGGCUGAGAAUAGAAAGUUUUCUGAUUCUUGGGGACUUAAGUAUUUUUUUGUGGAGUCUGCAAAUAUUAUUACAUGUCUAAUAUGCAACACAGCUAUCAGUGCAUGCAAGGAGUAUAAUCUGAAGAGACAUUAUGAGACCAAACACCCAACAUUCGCUAAUUUAAAAGGCAAUGAUCGUGUAAAAAAAUAUGAAACUUUAAGCCGCUCUCUAAUUGCGCAGAAAGGUUUGUUUAAAAAAGCCUCAGAUGAAUUAGAUGUUUGCGUUGAAGUUAGUCUGAAAAUCGCGGCCCUCAUCGCUAAAACGGGAAGGCCUUUCAGUGAUGGUGAUUUCUCUAAAGAAUGCUUAAUGAUAGCUGCUGAAAAGCUUUGCCCUGAUGCUGCAAACAAAUUCAAAAAUGUUAGCUUAAGUCGAACAACAAUUCAGAGAAGAGUAGAAAACCUCUCAGAAGAUUUGACAGAACAGCUGCAAAAUGCUGCCUCUAAAUUUAAAUAUUUCUCUUUGGCGGUUGAUGAGUCUACAGAUAUUACUUCAACAGCUCAGCUUUUGUUAUUUGUUAGAGGCAUAGCUGACAAUUUUGUUGUAACUGAGGAAUUAGUUGGAAUGAGCUCCAUGAAGAGCACAACAACUGGAGCAGAUAUUUUAUCUUCAGUAUUAAAUUUAUGUAAAUCUCAAAAUCUUGAUAUAAACAAAAUUGUGAGCAUUACAACCGAUGGUGCUCCAGCAAUGAUGGGGGCAAAAAAUGGAAUGGUCGGUUUACUGCGACAAAAUUUAGGCGAAAAGAAAUGCGACCUCAUAUCAUACCACUGCAUUAUACACCAAGAGCAGCUCUGUGGUAAGGAAUUAGGGUUUGAAAGACUUAUGAAGAUGGUGACAGAGGCAAUUAAUUUCAUUCGUGCUCAUGCUCUCAAUCAUCGCCAGUUUAAGGAUAUGUUGACAAAUUGCAAUGCAUUGCAUAAUGAUUUGCAAUAUUAUUCAGAAGUACGAUGGUUGAGUCGUGGAGAAUCCCUAAAAAAAUUUGCAGAUGUAUUGAAUGAAGUCAUAACAUUUCUUGAAGAGAAAGGAAAGCCAACGCGAUUCUUGAAAGAAGAAAGCUUUGUCCGUGAUUUGGCUUUCUUAGUUGACAUAACAGGGCAUUUGAAUGACUUAAAUACGAAAUUAAUGGGAAAAAAUCAAGUUAUUUCUCAACUUGUAAAUGCAGUUGAUGGAUUUAAGCUAAAGUUAGGCUUAUUUUUAAAACAGCUAGAGGCCCAGAAUUUUAUUAACUUUCCGUAUUUGAAAAAAGUGAAAGAAGUACACCCAGAUAAAGUCUUCGAUUUUUCCCAUCAAAUAAAAGUACUCCAAGAUUCAUUUGACAAACGAUUUCAAGACUUUGAAACAAAAAGGGCUAGAAUAAAACUUUUUGGGGAUCCAUUUGGUGUUUCAAUUGAUGAAGCCGCAGAAGAAAUUCAGCUUGAGUUAAUUGAUCUUCAGACCUCUGAUAUACAUAAGUCGAAUUUUAGGGAAUUGGGACUUCUGGAAUUUUAUAAAGCCUUGCCACCUGAAUUUGAAAAUAUUAAAAAAAAUGCAAGUAUGUGUGCUACAAUGUUUGGUAGCACAUAUAUUUGUGAACAAACGUUUUCAUUGAUGAAUAUUAACAAAUCUAAGUUAAGGAGCAAAUUGACUGAUGAACACUUGGAAUCAAUUUUAAGAAUAUCAACCAGCCACUAUGAACCAAAUAUAUCGAAACUGGUAUCUAAAAUACAGUCUCAGCCAUCUCAUUGA